This is a messenger RNA of Fonsecaea pedrosoi CBS 271.37, 1032 nucleotides long. RefSeq lists its product as uncharacterized. The record is from RefSeq and is a predicted model, not a curated record. The transcript is spliced from 2 exons. Bases 1 to 1032 code for a protein of 343 amino acids. NCBI's taxonomy places the organism in Eukaryota, Fungi, Ascomycota, Eurotiomycetes, Chaetothyriales, Herpotrichiellaceae.
AUGGCCCCUCUCGGCGCUUUAUUCGGCGGUUUGUUUGGUGGUGACAGCAGCAGUAGUUCUUCAGAUGCCAAUGCCAGCGCCGACUCGUCGAACUCGAACACAAACACUGCCAGCGGCGGAGCGGGAGGAUCUGGAGGAUCCGGAGGUGCGGGAGGACAAGGAGGCUCGGGAACUGGUGGCAAUGCGGCCGGAGGACAGGGCGGCAGUGCGGCCGGGAAUACCAAUGGACCCAUAAACACUGGUGGCGCUACGGGAAACUCGGUCAGCGGCGUCACAAGCCAGAGUAACGGGGGAAACACGGCUAUUGGGCCAGUCUCAGGUGGCAACGCUCAAGGCGGCCAUGCUGACGGCGGCGACGCAGACGCUGAUGGGGGAGACGCCAGCGUCGGCGGUCUCGAGAACGGAAACACUAGUGUCGGUCCUCUAUCCAACGGGAACACACACGUUAACGAUGAGUUCAACCCGACUUUCAACCCCACGAUAUCACUCAAUCUGCAGGGCUUUGGAGAUUGCUACAACGACCCACAACACGGGCAAAUGUAUGGACAGGGCAUGGCAGCACGCGCUGGACAGCAGCAGCAUGGUGGACAGCCUCAAUAUCCCGGACAACAGCCCUACGACCCGCAGCAUGAAGACUACGACGACCCAUCGCAGUAUGACCAGCAGUAUCCGCAACAACACGAAGACGGCAGCGCAGGACAAUGGCAGCACGAUCCCAGCCAAGGAGGUGCCGGCGGCGCUGCCAUGGGGAUGGCUUCCAUGGGGAUGGCUUCCAUGGCGACGCAAGGGUCUCAAGGCUCGAUGCAUCCCUCCCAGGUCGGCGCCAUGGGCAUGGGCACCGGCAUGGACGAGUCCGACCACUACUAUCCCGAGCAUGAAAUGGACGAUGGCACCAUGGGAGGAACAAUGACCGGUAUGGAUGCAGAUAACGAACACUACGAAGGGUAUCCGGGAGAGGGCGAGGAAGAGGACGAGGAGGGAAUGGAAGGCUACGACCAGGGCUACGGACAGCAGCCUCAGGCCGUCUACUAG